Molecule: messenger RNA, 1318 nt
Organism: Trichobilharzia szidati
Lineage: Eukaryota; Metazoa; Platyhelminthes; Trematoda; Strigeidida; Schistosomatidae
Source: the annotation of a GenBank genome assembly
AUGUUCCCAAAGAAGGAGUUAUUGAUAUUUGGUGGUGCAACAAAAUCAGGUCCUUUAAAUCAAUUACUCCGUUUACACCUUGAUGAUCUUUCAGUACCAAAAGCAAUAUCAACAGAGAACUCAUCAGUAUUUGAAAUUCAGUCAUUCACUGGAAGUAUAAAACAAAGCUGCAAUCACACUAAUCCUGCUUGUAAAUCGCGUACACAACAUUCAUCUGUUUCACUUACAGAAUAUGAUCAACUCUUAAUAUUCUCUGGUGGAGAUGUUGGCAGUCAGACAGUAUCAGAUGACAAAGUACAUAUGUAUGAUAGUGUAUUGGAUUCAUGGAUUAAAAUACCAGUUGAGGGUAUUUCACCUUGUUCACGGUUAGGUCAUUUAAUGCUUUAUGAGUCACCGUGUCAGCUGGAAACUUCGAAUGCUGAACAUCGUAUACCAAAAGGGAAAUUGUAUAUACAUGGAGGAAUGGCUGAUGAUGAACUAUUUGAUGAUCUUUAUGCUUUACAUUUUGCUCAGUGUGAUAAUGGUGAUGUACACUUUAAAGGUGUAUGGAGUAAAUUAUACCCUAAUAUUAAUGCUGACGCAAUAAACUCAAAUGAGAACUCAAAUACACCACAUCUCAAAUCCUUAGGUUAUAUUUCACCGGGUUCACGUGCUGCUCAUGGUGGAGCGAUUUUGACAAAUAAAAUAUUUGGGUCAGAUACGACUAAAAUAUUUAUAUUUGGUGGAUUUUCAAAAACUGGAGCUUUAAAUGACAUGUUCUGCUUUGAUACAAAUCUGAAACAGUGGAGUGAAAUCAAGUGUGAGACAGGUAUAUUGCCUGGUCCACGUUUAGAUUUUGCAUAUUGUGUAGUCACGAUGACAGUACAGAAGAAAAAUGCGAAAAUUAAAUUGGUGGAAUUGACAAGCAAUUCAUUAAAAGAUGAUCAAAGUACAGGUGAUACUAACGAAGAAGAGGAAGAAGAAGAAAGCAAUGACGAAGAAAAAAGUAGUAAUCAUCAUAACGUUGAUGCUUACUGUCAAGAUUAUUUCUUUAUCCAUGGUGGAAUGGAUACAGAAGGCAAAGUGUUCAAUGAUGCCUAUCUUCUUUUACUGUCUGAAUAUCAAAUAUCGAAUCCAAUGAAUUUUCAGACAAUUUUAAAUGAGUGUAAUUGUAAAAAUGUAUAAAUAGUAUAUUACUGUACAGGAAAUAUUCCUUCUUAUCUGUAAAUUUACAGUGUAUUUGACAGUUACUAAGACUGCUAUACACCUCAUGGAAGCAUAGAUUAUACAUAGACUGCAUAUUACAAGAUAUACACUUUAGAUAGUCUUUCUUUUCGUG